Molecule: messenger RNA, 288 nt
Organism: Helobdella robusta
Lineage: Eukaryota; Metazoa; Annelida; Clitellata; Rhynchobdellida; Glossiphoniidae
Exons: 1
Molecular function (GO): protein binding
Source: RefSeq, a predicted model, not a curated record
AUGUUGGAGAGAAGAGACCCGAAGACGGGCCAAACCCCCCUAAUGCUCGCUUCUCGACACGGCCACCACGAAAUUGUUUCAAUCCUUUUAGCGGCCGGAGCCAAUUAUGACAGUGUCGACUUUGAGGGCUGGUCAUCGUUGAAAGCAGCAUCGUGGGGCGGUCAUUUAGAGUGCGUGAGACUACUUCUAGAAGUUGGAGCAGAUGCAGAUAAGUGCGACGUUGGAGGACGCUCGCCGCUAGGUGCUGCCUGCUGGUGUGGCCACGAAGAUAUCGUCAAGCAGUUAUUA